Neofelis nebulosa (Clouded leopard) is the source of this 1047-nucleotide messenger RNA. It is a transcript of the gene OCIAD2, whose product is annotated as OCIA domain containing 2. The transcript has 8 exons. Gene Ontology annotation, cellular component: mitochondrial inner membrane. The record is from RefSeq and is a predicted model, not a curated record. NCBI's taxonomy places the organism in Eukaryota, Metazoa, Chordata, Mammalia, Carnivora, Felidae. Bases 214 to 765 code for a protein of 183 amino acids.
GGGGCCCGGCGGCGGGGAGGCGGCCGAGGCGCGGGGACGGCGCCGGGAGGCGGGAGCAGUCCCGCUGCAGCUGCGACCGCGGAAGGAGGCGGUCUGGGCUCGGCUCCGCGGGCCCCCAGGCGCGGCCAGCGACGGGUCCCUACCUACGCAGACUUCGCGUCAACGAAUAAGCUGAGUACGCUCACCUAGAAGAGAAGCAGAGACAAAGUCAUCAUGGCUUCAGUGUCUACUCAUGGAAAUCAAGAUAAAGGCCCCCAUUUGCCACCACCAAGCAAGCAGGAGGCAACUGGGUCUCAAGGACACCAGGCAGGCAAAGGGAGUGAGGAGCAUUGCAGGCAGGAUGAGCUGCAUGGACGGAAGCUGGGGAGUCUAUUAUUUUGUCCAAAAUCAAAACUGCACAUCCACAGAGGAGAGAUUUCAAAGAUUAUCCGAGAGUGUCAAGAAGAAAGCUUCUGGAAGAGAGCUCUGCCUUUUUCUCUUGUGAGCAUGCUCGCCACCCAAGGACUAGUCCACCACGGUUAUUUAGCAUCUAAUCCAAGAUUUGGAUCAUUGCCCAAAGUUGCACUUGCGGGUAUCUUGGGAUUUGCCCUUGGAAAGGCAUCAUACAUACGAGUGUGCCAGAGUAAAUUCCAUUCCGUCGAAGAUCAGCUCCGUGGGGCUGGUUUUGGUCCAGGGCAUAACAGGCACUGCCUUCUUACCUGUGAGGAGUGCAAAAUCAAGCACGGAUUACACGAGAAGGGAAGCUCUCAGCCUUCAGCUUCUUAAACUUGUCUCUAUGGCUUUGGAAGUUCCUUAAACCUCUCUCUGAAUUUGUACACAUGUAGAAUUUCAAGUGUACUUUAAAAUAACAUAUGUAUAGUGGAACAGAAACAUUGUGCUUCUCUCUUUUUGACAUGCUUUCUGGGGAAGAUCCUCAAUUGAAGUGAGCAGUAUAUGUUUGUCUGCGAUUUGAGAACUUGUCGGGGGCAUUCACACACCAAAAAAGAAAUUACAUUGCAUUCCUUAACUUGCUUACAGCUGAGUAAAAGCGCUUCAAGUCUUCGCUGA